Molecule: messenger RNA, 1433 nt
Organism: Elephantulus edwardii (Cape elephant shrew)
Lineage: Eukaryota; Metazoa; Chordata; Mammalia; Macroscelidea; Macroscelididae
Gene: TSTD2
Product: thiosulfate sulfurtransferase (rhodanese)-like domain containing 2
Exons: 9
Coding region: 81-1433 (450 amino acids)
Source: RefSeq, a predicted model, not a curated record
GACCCAAGAAAAGAUCAGACUGGCGGGAGAUACUUAAUUCCAAGGAAUCUCUGCUCUGCUCUGUUCUGCUCUGCUGCCAGAUGCCUUCUUUUGCUUUAUCAGACCAAGGAGAUAACCUGGAAGACUGUGUUUUAAGUUUUUCAGACCUGGACUUUAAAACCACAAGUCUUAUCAAUCCCAGUAGCCUUCUCAAAGCAGAGUUAGAUGGCAGUACAAAGAAGAAAUACUCCUUUGCAAAGAAAAAGGCCUUUGCCCUUUUUGUCAAAACCAAGCAAGUUCCAGCAUCUCCUUUUGAAUGUAAAGAAAAACAGUGGAAAUGUUGUCAACAGCUCUUCAGGGACCAGACCAGCAUCCAUAGACAUGUGGCAACACAACAUGCUGUUGAAAUUUGUCACCAGACUGCUUCUGUUUUAAAGCAGCUGGCCAUGACAUUGAGCUCCUCAGAGUGUCUUAAAUCUGCAGACAGAAGGAACCUUCUAGAAGAGUACCUCCCUCACGACCACGAAGUAUCUUCUUGGCUCCCUGAUAUAAGCUGCUUUAGUCCUGAAGAGCUGAUAGGUGGCCAGGACAACGAUGAAGGGGAGGUGCUGCUUUAUUACUGCUACUGUGACCUGGAGAAUCCUCACUGGAUCUGUGCCUGGCAGACAGCUCUCUGUCGGCAUCUGCACCUCACAGGCAAGGUUCGAAUUGCUACAGAAGGAAUCAAUGGGACAGUAGGUGGAAGCACAUUGGCCACCAGACUCUAUGUGGAAGUCAUGCUUUCCUUCCCAUUGUUUAAGGAUUACCUGUGUAAGGACGAUUUUAAGACCAGCAAAGGCGGAGCUCACUGUUUUCCAGAAUUGCGUGUUGGUGUAUUUGAAGAAAUCGUGCCCAUGGGGAUUAGCCCCAAUGAGAUCUCCUACAAGAAGCCUGGAAUCCAUUUGUCCCCACAUGAAUUUCAUAAAGAAGUAGGAAAAUUUUUAUCUCUGGAAAAUCAAGAAGAAAGUGAUACUAUCCUACUGGACUGCAGAAAUUUCUAUGAAAGUAAAAUAGGACGAUUCCAGGGCUGCUUAGCCCCAAACAUCAGGAAGUUCAGUUAUUUCCCUAGCUACGUGGACAAAAACCUAGAUCUUUUCAAAGAGAAGAGGGUACUGAUGUACUGCACUGGGGGCAUUCGUUGUGAGCGGGGUUCUGCGUACCUCAAAGCCAAGGGCGUGUGCAAGGAAGUGUUCCAGCUCAAAGGAGGCAUCCACAAGUACCUGGAAGAGUUUCCUGAUGGUUUUUACAAAGGGAAGUUGUUUGUUUUUGAUGAGCGCUAUGCUCUUUCCUACAACGACAACAUAGUGUCAGGUAGGUCAGCACAGAACUGGACCUGGACUGUUAAUCAGACACUCUCCAUAUUCGCCGUCAUAAAGGAAAUACAUAGGACAGGUGGAUCAAUACUGAUUAUUUGA